This is a messenger RNA of Oryzias melastigma (Indian medaka), 2373 nucleotides long. It is a transcript of the gene herc4, whose product is annotated as HECT and RLD domain containing E3 ubiquitin protein ligase 4. Gene Ontology annotation, cellular component: cytoplasm. The record is from RefSeq and is a predicted model, not a curated record. Gene Ontology annotation, biological process: protein ubiquitination; ubiquitin-dependent protein catabolic process. Gene Ontology annotation, molecular function: ubiquitin protein ligase activity. NCBI's taxonomy places the organism in Eukaryota, Metazoa, Chordata, Actinopteri, Beloniformes, Adrianichthyidae.
GAAAUUGAUAGUAAAAUUAGCUAACUUGUUCCGAUUUUAGCACAGUACAGCAGCUUUGGAGUGGAGGAAUUAAGUUGAAUAUUUCUGCUUCAAUUAUUUGUCUUGUCUUCUAAAUUUAUGGGGCAUUUUCCGAACAUGUUCUGGCCCCUUUAACUCAUCCACAUUUCAGAGGAGUGACGCUGACAGGAAGGUUGUGGUUGCGGAUCUCCGAGGGCUUAGUUUGGUGACCAUGCUCUGCUGGGGAAACGCCUCCUACGGUCAGCUCGGCUUGGGAGGGAUUGACGAAGAGAUUGUGGUUGAGCCGCGAAAAUGUGACUUCUUCCACGGGAAGCAGGUGCGAGAUGUCGGGUGUGGGCGCAGACACACGGCGUUCCUGCUGGAAGACGGGACCGUGUACACCUGCGGCUGCAACGAUCUGGGCCAGCUGGGACACGAGAAGUCCAGAAAGAAACCAGAACAAGUUGUGGCCUUGGACGCGCAGAUCAUCGUGGCACUUUCGUGUGGGGAGUCACACACUCUGGCUUUGAACGAUAAAGGACAAGUGUUCUCCUGGGGCCUUGGCUCGGAUGGACAGCUGGGUUUAAAUAACUUUGAAGAAUGUAUUCGAGUACCAAGAAACAUCAAGAGUUUGUCAGACGUUCAGGUGGUUCAGGUAACCUGUGGGUACUGGCACUCCCUGGCUCUGUCAAAAGGGGGCCAGAUCUUCUCUUGGGGUCAGAAUCGAUAUGGUCAGCUUGGGCUUGGAAUGAACGGACAGAGCAUUUCUGUGCCUCAGCACCUCCAGUCUCUGCAGGGCAUUCCUUUUGCUAAGAUAGCAGCUGGGGGCGCUCACAGCUUCGCCCUUACGCUCUCAGGAGCCGUGUUUGGUUGGGGGCGCAACAAGUUCGGCCAGCUGGGCCUAAAUGACACUAACGAUCGGUGUUUCCCCGCUCUGCUGAAGUCCCUGAGAUCUCAGAAAGUGAUCGACGUUAGCUGUGGAGAGGAUCACACCGCAGCUCUGACUAAGGAAGGAGGCGUCUUCACAUUUGGAGCUGGAGGUUAUGGCCAACUUGGACACAACUCCACAAACCAUGAGGUCAACCCGAGAAAGGUGUUUGAGCUCAUGGGAAAUAAAGUCACUCAGAUCGCAUGUGGAAGGCAGCACACUCUGGCCUUCACGCCCUCCUCAGGAAAGAUGGACUCCUUCGGUCUCGGAGGGAACGGGCAGCUUGGCACGCGCUCUACCUGCAACAGAAAAAGCCCCGCCCCCAUUAAAGGUUUGUGGGGGUCUUCAAGUGCUUCAUCGGACUCCGACAUGGGGGAAAGCUGUUGGGUCAAAAGGAUUUAUGCAGGAGGAGAUCAAAGUUUUGCUCACUAUUGCAGCUCCAGGGUGAUCUUUGUGGGGGAGGACGCCGUGGAUGCAGGCGGUGUGAGAAAAGAGUUCUUCCUCCUGAUCAUGAAGGAGCUGCUGGAUCCCAAAUAUGGAAUGUUUCGUUACUACGAGGAUUCCAGACUCAUCUGGUUUUCACACAAGACGUUUGAGGACAUUGACUUGUUUAACCUCAUCGGGCUCAUCUGCGGUCUGGCCAUCUACAACCUGACCAUCGUGGAGCUCAACUUCCCUUUGGCGCUUUACAAGAAGCUCUUGAAGAAGAAGCCAACUCUGGAUGACCUGAAGGAGCUGAUGCCGGAUGUGGGGAGGAGUCUGCAGCAGCUGCUGGACUACAGUGAAGAUGAUGUGGAGGAAGUCUUCUGCCUGAAUUUCACUAUCACAGAGGAAAACUAUGGAGCCACAGAAGUCCGUGAACUGAUUCCAAAUGGGGAAGACAUCAAUGUGAACAAAACCAACAGGCAGGACUUUGUGAACGCCUACGUGGAUUAUGUCUUCAACUCGUCCGUGGCGCCGCUCUUUGAGUGCUUCUACGCAGGUUUCCACAAAGUGUGUGGUGGGAAAGUGUUGGAACUCUUCCAGCCGAGCGAACUGCAGGCCAUGGUCAUCGGGAACACAAACUACGAUUGGACAGAACUUGAAAAGAGUACUGAAUACAAAGGGGAGUACUGGGCAGAACAUCCGACCAUCAAGCUCUUCUGGGAGGUCUUCCAUGAACUUCCAUUAGAGAAGAAGAAGCAGUUUCUCUUGUUCCUCACAGGAAGUGACCGCAUUCCCAUCCUGGGCAUGAAGAGCCUUAAACUGGUGAUCCAGCCCACCGGAGGAGGGGAGCAGUUCUUACCUGUAGCCCACACCUGCUUCAACCUGCUAGACCUCCCCAAGUACACGAGUCAAGAAACAGUCCGCGAGAAGCUUUUACAGGCGAUAGAUCACAAUCAAGGCUUUAAUCUUGCGUGAUAGAAAUAAAGACGUGUGUGGACUCGAGAUGGUGGUAACCACAUUCC